UCUUCUUUCUUCUCUCUCUCUCUGUCUUUCUCAACCUAAAAAUCGCUGUCUUUCAGAGUCUGUACCCAUCAUCAUUAUCUCCUUGUCUGAAAACCCUGUCACCAUGAGAGUGAGAGCCAAGCCCUGUGAACGUCGUCACCCCCUUCCUUUGGUAUAUAGCUAGAGACCCCUCCAUAACGCACCAAAAAGCCCUGUUUCGAUCGGUUCUCUCCAUCGCUUCCACUUGCAUGAAUUAAUGAUACUGCCCUCAUCUGCUUUUCCCAUGGCCUUCCCUCCUCACACUUUCCUGUUUCAGACCCACGAAGAUCAUGAUCAACUCCCUUCCACCUCCAUCAACGCCUAUAACUCCUUCACACCCAAGUUCUUCGAAGGCGGUGCAGUACCUUUGGUGUUGAAGAGAUCCGUGUCAUUUUCAGGGAUCGAGAACAAGCAUGAGGAUGAAGAGCUGUCCGAUGAUGGAUCUCAGCUGAUGGGGGAGAAGAAGAAGAGACUGAACAUGGAACAAGUGAAGGCACUGGAAAAGAGUUUCGAGUUAGGGAACAAGCUGGAGCCUGAACGCAAAAUGCAGCUGGCCAAGGCUCUGGGCCUUCAGCCGAGGCAGAUCGCUAUUUGGUUCCAGAAUAGGAGGGCCAGAUGGAAAACCAAGCAGCUCGAGAAGGAAUAUGAAGCUCUCAAGAAGAAGUUUGAAGCUCUCAAGGCUGACAACGAUGCCCUUAAGGCUCAUAACCACAAAUUACACGCUGAGAUACAAGCUUUAAGGGGGAGAGAUUGCUGUGAGGGCGGAACUAUCAAUUUUAAGAAAGAACCAGAGGCUUGUUGGAGCAACGGGAGUACUGAGAAUAGCUCGGAUAUUAACUUGGAUCUCUCAAGAUCACAAUUUCUAAACAGUACUCUAACUUCAGUACAGAAUGGUAAAAGCCUUCUUCCCUCUAAUGCCCUUAAGCCAACCAGCAUAACCCAGCUCCUCCAAUGCUCAUCCAGAUCAGAACUUCAAGAUGAAAGCUUGUCCAACAUGUUUCAUGGCGGCGUCGACGAGCACCAGAAUUUCUGGCCCUGGCCUGACCACCACCAGUUUCAUUGAACCACAGAUUAUCAGAAUUGAGACGGUUGAAGAAUUCAGAAGAAACCUAAGCUUAUUAUUACAGCUCCACCUUAAUUAAUUUCCCUAGUUAUUACUC
This is a messenger RNA of Neltuma alba, 1178 nucleotides long. Its product is annotated as homeobox-leucine zipper protein ATHB-20-like. The coding region runs from base 236 to 1081 and encodes 281 amino acids. Gene Ontology annotation, cellular component: nucleus. The transcript is spliced from 3 exons. Gene Ontology annotation, biological process: positive regulation of DNA-templated transcription. The record is from RefSeq and is a predicted model, not a curated record. Lineage: Eukaryota; Viridiplantae; Streptophyta; Magnoliopsida; Fabales; Fabaceae. Gene Ontology annotation, molecular function: sequence-specific DNA binding; DNA-binding transcription factor activity, RNA polymerase II-specific.